AUGCUGAACUUUCUCUUCAACCUGGGUCCGUGGUACACGACUGCGGUCGUCCUGGGCUGCCUGACCGUAUUCUUCAUGACCAGGAAGGCCCUCGUCGACCGCAGGAUCCGCAGCCUCGGGGGUGUCCGAGCUUCAGUUCUAGCAACCAACCCUAUAUCAGGGCUUCCGUUCGUCCUCAGGUCUGGCUACUACCAAACGAAGGAUAAGCUGGACUAUUACUUCAACUCCCAAUUCGACUUUGCUACCCCAGAGUGUCCCAAUUGCGUUGAAAUCUCUUUUCUAGGUCGAACUCGCUUUUUGAAUACGCGGGAGCCCGAGCAUGUGAAGACUAUCCUGACCACCAAGUUCGCCGAGUUUGGCAAGGGCGAGCGGUUUCAUGAAAUCUGGAGUCCAUUCCUGGGUGACUCGAUCUUCACCACCGAUGGCCAGCAAUGGUCUGACAGCAGAGCCCUCAUACGGCCCAUGUUUGUCAAAGACAGGGUGCGAGAUCUUGAGAUCUUUGACAAGUGGGCCACUACACUCAUUAGCAAGCUUCCCGGAUCUGGCGAAACUGUGGACGCCAUGGACCUGUUCUAUCGCAUGACGCUCGAUGUGACAACCGACUUUCUCCUAGGCGGGAGUGUCAACAGCUUGGACAAUCCCAAGCACGAGUUUGUCGCCGCCUUUCAGGAGGUCCAGCGACUUCAGAUGCUGUACACCAUCCUAGCCCCCUUCCGGCCCAUAUUGCCCACCUACCGCUACACCCGCGGCAUCCGCAUACUGGAACGAUUCAUCUCCCCCUAUAUCGAGCGCACCCUCUCACUCACACCGUCUGAGCUUGAUAAACUGUCCAAAUCCGACAAGGACUUCACCUUCCUGCACAACAUUGCCCGCUUCACUCGCGACGCAAAGGUCAUCAGGGACCAGCUGAUGGCCGUCCUCAUCGCGGGGCGCGACACCACGGCGGCCACGCUCUCGUGGACCAUCUACGAGUUGGCGCACUACCCGCACAUUUACGCGAAGCUGCGCAACGAGAUUCUCUCCACCGUGGGGGCCCACCGCAAGCCAACCUACGAUGACCUCAAGAGCAUGACGUACCUCACGCGUACCCUCAACGAGACGCUGAGGCUGUACCCAGCCGUGCCCUACAACGUGCGUGCCGCCCUGCAGGACACGAGUCUGCCAGGCCGCCCGGGACAGCCGGAUAUCAUAGUGUUGAAGGGGGACAGCGUUGUAUACAGCGCCAUGGCCAUGCAGCGGAGGAAGGAUCUGUAUCCCGAGGUGGACGCGAACGGGAGCAAGUUCCCGGACCCGGCUGUCUUCAGUCCGGAGCGCUGGGACGCUUGGACACCAAAAGCGUGGAAUUAUGUGCCGUUUAAUGGGGGCCCGAGGAUCUGCGUGGGGCAGAAUUUCGCCAUGACCGAGAUGGCGUUUACUCUCGUCCGGCUGCUACAAAAGUACAAGCGACUCGAGUAUCGUGGAGACUGGUAUGCGCAGUUUCACAAGGCUGAGAUUGUCGGUGCGCCGGGGCACGGCGUGCCCGUCGCCUUUUUCGAGGCUGAGGAUGGGGAUUUCGCUUGA
Molecule: messenger RNA, 1560 nt
Organism: Canariomyces notabilis
Lineage: Eukaryota; Fungi; Ascomycota; Sordariomycetes; Sordariales; Chaetomiaceae
Product: cytochrome P450
Exons: 5
Coding region: 1-1560 (519 amino acids)
Molecular function (GO): monooxygenase activity; iron ion binding; heme binding
Source: RefSeq, a predicted model, not a curated record